Amblyraja radiata (thorny skate) is the source of this 3185-nucleotide messenger RNA. It is a transcript of the gene hdac8, whose product is annotated as histone deacetylase 8. NCBI's taxonomy places the organism in Eukaryota, Metazoa, Chordata, Chondrichthyes, Rajiformes, Rajidae. Gene Ontology annotation, molecular function: histone deacetylase activity. The record is from RefSeq and is a predicted model, not a curated record. Bases 64 to 1191 code for a protein of 375 amino acids. The transcript is spliced from 11 exons. Gene Ontology annotation, biological process: heterochromatin formation.
GACUCUUUACCAGGCUGCACGGGGCGGAGGAGCUUGCCGGAGCCGGUGGUUUCUCUGGCGGAGAUGGAGCCGGAGCAGGUAGAGUCGCCCAUCGCCAUCAACACGACUUACAUCUACGCCCCCCACUACAUCGAUAGCUGCGACUCCCUUUCCAAGAUCACGCAGCGGGCUAGUAUGGUCCACUCACUGAUUGCCUCCUAUGGAUUGUUGAAAUACAUGAGGGUUGUUAAACCGCGAAUAGCUUCAAUGGAAGAAAUGGCAAUGUUCCACACUGAUGCUUACUUGGAACAUUUACAGAAAAUCAGUGAAGAUGGUGAUGAUGAUGACCCUGAAUCUGUAGAGUAUGGUCUAGGUUAUGACUGCCCUGCAACAGAGGGAGUGUUUGAUUAUGCCGCAGCUGUAGCUGGAGCCACUCUUACAGCAGCCCAGUGUUUGAUGGACAAGAAGUAUCAGGUUGCAAUAAACUGGCCUGGGGGGUGGCAUCAUGCAAAAAAAGAUGAAGCAUCUGGGUUUUGUUAUCUGAAUGAUGCUGUGCUUGGCAUUCUAAAGCUGAGAAAAAAGUUUGAUCGCGUUUUAUACAUAGACAUGGACCUACAUCACGGAGAUGGUGUAGAAGAUGCAUUCAGUUUUACAUCAAAAGUAAUGACUGUAUCUUUUCACAAGUAUUCCCCUGGAUUUUUCCCAGGGACGGGAGAUGUGACGGAUAUUGGAAUGGGGAAGGGAAGAAAUUACACUGUGAAUGUCCCGUUGCAAGAUGGCAUUCAAGAUAACCGAUAUUAUCAUGUAUGUGAAAGUGUGUUGAAAGAGGUUUAUUCUUCAUUUAACCCUGAAGCAGUAGUGUGUCAGCUAGGAGCAGACACCAUUGCUGGAGACCCCAUGUGCUCAUUUAAUCUGACACCAGUAGGAGUGGGAAAGUGCCUGCGUUACAUACUGAACUGGGAGUUGCCAACUCUGAUCUUGGGAGGAGGGGGCUAUAACCAUGCUAACACAGCACGGUGCUGGACAUACCUAACUGCCAUUAUCCUGGGAAAAACUAUCUCUUCAGAGAUUCCUGAUCAUGAGUAUUUUACAGAAUAUGGGCCUGAUUACGUACUAGAAAUCACACAAAGCUGCAGAACUGAUGAGAAUGAUCCCCAGCGGAUUGAACAAUUGCUUAAUACGAUCAGAGGAAAUCUGAAGAAUGUAAUUUAAUAUGUGAUGGGGAAUGAGCGGAAGGCUGAAGAAGCCUUUUAACUGAGAGCAGUCUGUGCCUGUUGUAGCUGCAGGGGAGACUUCGGUCAAAAUUACUUGCAAGUUCCAGGACAACAGAUGUUCAUUGAAACUUGAAACUUCAGUUAACACUUUCUUGGUCAAUUGAGGAGGAAAGAUCAUUCACUAUUCCAAGAUUGCAGUAUCUUGUAUUGGGGCUUAGUUUGUUAACCUCGUUGUAAAUAUUUUUACUUAAUUCUUAAUUGUUUUUUUUAAUUGUGACCUUUCGUAGAGUUGCAGUUCAAUUUCCGCUUGGCCAAAGAUCUUGCCAAUUACUUAUGCAGGAAUUAAAAUAAUAUUUGGGGUUCAUUGGAAAAGCUUUUACUUAAUUAAUUUCUUCCACUGCAGAGAAAUGGCUAAAACAAAACAAAAAAUCAAGAUCUCGGAUAUCAGUAUAACAUUGUAAUGCCUGUACUCCAGUGUAAUGUUCUUUAUGGGAAACAUGGAUUUAUGCGUUCUAGCUUUCUACUCAUCACGUAACAAUUUCCUUCGAUAAAUUGAGGCCUAGGGUCUCAAACAAAGUUGGUAGAAAAAUAUUCAAGGCUGAAUCUGCCGCUCAAGAGGUCUGGCUGGUGAGAAAAUGCAGAUUUUGUAGGAAUGGACCACAGCACCUGGAGAAGGUGCAGGCUACAUAGAGCCAGAAUUGUGGAAAAAAAUUUCAAGCAAAGACUUAACAUUGGUCCUUUCUCUGGACAUUACUCCUAUAAGUUUAUUCUCUUUUCUUGUAACUUAAUAGCAGUCAUGGUCACUCACUACUGCCAGGCAAAUAUUACAGAGCCCAACAGUAAAGAACCAAAGUUACCUAAAGAGAAACCAUAUUAACCACUAAGUGCUGGCUGUUUGCUGGUAUUGACUCUAAUAAUAUAGGAGACCUGUCCUCCAUGGUCAGCACAGUUAAAAGAACACAUUUAGUCAUUAUUGCCCUGUGGAGAUAAACACCUUCAUACAUCAGCCGUGGUGAGUCCACCAAUCUCAUCAUCAUUUCGCCAAUUAUUUCUAAGUAUGUCAUCAAUUCACGAUUUGAACAUUUUCUGAAAAAAGAUUGUUUACAGUUCUUUUGCAAUUCUGCUGAAUUAUAGAUACACUCCGCUUAUAGUCGUAAAAAUAUGUUAUAGAAAUUGAGUCGUCGCAGAAAAUACGAACACUUGCUUAAAAAGUGUCCCGUCAGUUAAAGAUGUUUCUGUGGUUGUCACAUUGAAUUAGUUUUGGAAUGCAUUGUCCAGUGAUUUUGGCAAGCAUGACCAUUAUCUACAUGCAGGUAUUAGACGAUCAGUUUUUUUGUAGUAUUGCUUGUGCGAGGAAUGUGGAUUAGGAUGCAAUUAAGGUAAAUCUCGGGCAGAAUUAAAACCAAAAGACAAAGGCACACAAAAAAAACAACAUUAUUUGGAAAGUAAGAUGACUGUAGAGAGCAGAUAUGGCAAUAAAUUUAAUGAAAGGAAGGAAAAAAAACAACAAGAAGCAUAGUUCUAGUUUUACUUGCACCAUCAUUUUGCCAGUGUUGUGAAUGGAUUACAUUUUGUACGAGAUUCAGUCGAACUGAUGGAGUCAAUGUUUGCACUCCAAUUCCUGAAAAUCCAUCAUGUCACUCUCCCUAAGAAACAUUCCUGUGGAAAUUCUUAUAUAUUGCAAUGAGGAAAAAAUGCUGUGUGAGUAUUGUCAUAGGUUCUGCACACAUGUUAAUGAAACAGUUCAUUUUUAAGAAUCCAUUCAAUUACUAGCUUGUUUAUAUCAUCAGCCUAUUUUUUUUAACUUUUAUUUAAACCAGAUCCUAUUUAAAUGUUUUAAACAUAGAGUUUUAACUAUACCUCAAUCGUUUGAGUUUUCAAUUUAUCGAUGUUUAAGGGUUGAAAUCAAAUGGUAUUUUUUACAUUGUUCCAAUUGCUGUUUCUCAGAUUUAUUGUAACCAGAAAAUGUACAAUAAAUAGUUAUUAAUAAAA